This is a messenger RNA of Lichtheimia ornata, 2949 nucleotides long. RefSeq lists its product as uncharacterized. NCBI's taxonomy places the organism in Eukaryota, Fungi, Mucoromycota, Mucoromycetes, Mucorales, Lichtheimiaceae. Gene Ontology annotation, cellular component: EMC complex. The record is from RefSeq and is a predicted model, not a curated record. Bases 1 to 2949 code for a protein of 982 amino acids. Gene Ontology annotation, molecular function: protein binding. Gene Ontology annotation, biological process: protein folding in endoplasmic reticulum. The transcript is spliced from 9 exons.
AUGACAAUGCCAUCUCCACGGCGAAAACGCAUUCAGCUUUUGAGUGCAUUGCUCUUGUUACUAUCUUGCAUUGCCGUUCCUGCAACCGCCAUUUACGCGUCUCAAGCCGGUGUUGUCGAUUGGCAUCACACUUGGGUAGGCAAGGCACGAUGGUCAGCAUUAACGUCUCCUUCUCGGCUGGUGGUCAGCACUGAACGCAACAUGCUCGCAUCGAUCAAUACAGACACUGGAGCUAUCGUAUGGCGUCAAGAAUUAGAUGAUCCUGUAGGCGAAGCACAAGCAAGCACAUCAGGCGUGCUUACGUUUUCAAGCAGCGGUGCACAAAUGUGGGAUGCUUCAUUGGGUCGUUUGAUUUGGCAGCAAGAUGGAUUCGAUCAUAUUUUGGAUGGCCGUAUUACAUCAACAAACGUGGCAGUGAUCGUUGAUAAGCGUCAUGUUACAGCACUUGAUUUGACCAAUGGACAAACUCUAUGGACCAGCGAUCGUGUUGCAGAUCACUCUCUUGUUACAUUGCAUCCAUACGACGACACCACCUUGUAUAUCAUUGAACGAUUGGACAAUCAGGAUGCCUUCAACACAAUUGCACUUGAUAUCAGCACUGGAAAGACGAUCAGCAAUAACAAGCUCUCGACGCAAAAGAUGAUUGACAACGUCAAGGUUGUAGGCAAGCAUUUGCUGUGGACCGAGCGCGACACUAUUCGAUGGAACCAGCUUGGCACCAAAAAGAUCCAAAAGGCUACUGUAUCGUCCUUGGUUGGUUCUCUUGCCUCCUUUGCAUCAGCCGAACCUGAAACGGUGCGCUUGGAUGUUACAACAUCGAACGCCAUUUUCUUGAGUGCUUUCAAUAUCGCUGAUGAUCAAUUGUUGGUGCCAACAGCUGCUUUUCGUAUACAAGAGAACGGCUUGAGCUUGAUUCAAGAUUUGGGUGUUCAGGAUUCAAUUGGCAAAGUGGAUGCUUUGGCAGGAACAACGGUGCAAUUCGCUCGUACAUCUGACAAGGAAAUGACAUGGCAUAUUGUAUCGGAUGACUACACACAUCAGGAGCAUCGUCUGCCUCAUGAUUUUUCAUUGACUGGAGAUGUGGAAUAUGUCAAGCUGGUGAGCACAUCACCUUUGCGUGCAUUCAUUGUGACAAGCAGUGGAUCUACUUUCCUCUAUGAUGGUGCAACCAAGGAUCUGAUUUGGUCACGUGAAGAAGCAUUGGGCCAUGCAACAGCAUCCGAGUUCCUGGAAUUGCCCGAGAAACAAUUGUGGACCCAAAUGGCUGAUGAGAUUGCAGAGGAACAUCCUGAAUCGAUUCCACCUUUGACUCGUUACGUGCAUCGAUUGCAAGCUCAUAUGACUGAAGCACGUCAAUUACCCCAAUGGAUCAUUCAACGUGUGAUGGGUGCUGUCAAAUCUGACAAGGCACAACCUGCCGAUGCUAGCGAACUUUUGCAAGCACAACAAUGCUGGACCAAUGCCACAUCCCCCUCCAUUGUAUAUCGUGACGCAUUUGGAUUACACAAAUUGGUGUUGACAGUAACAAGUACUGGCAAAGUGAUUGCACAAAACACAGCUGAUCGUGGCGCAAUUGUUUGGAGCCGCUACUUUGAGGAUGUUCGUUUUACGCAUGUGGAAAUGGUUCGCUCUGUAUCCGUCAAGAUGCCACCCUUGAUUGUUGUGAUUGGCGAGUCUGGAAGUCCUAGCCUUGGUUAUGAGGAGACUCAUUUAUAUCGAUUGGAUGCUCUUACCGGUGAAGAUUAUAUUUCGCAUAUCCCAGAAGCCGACGUGUAUUUCGAGCCAGCUCUUAUCACCGAGACAAAAAUUUCCAAGGUCAUGAGACUCCCUAUUGAGGAGCCUGAUGAGCACACGCAUUUACUUGCCCUUUAUGAGGCCGGUACAAGCCGAGUGUAUAUUUAUCCAGACACCGAAGGCGCCCGUGUACGGUUUAGAGAGUUUGCAAAUUCGUUUUACUUUGUGCAACCUUCCAGCAAGCAGCAUGAUGGUUUCAAAGGUUAUCACGUUGUGGAGGGAUACCGUGGCAGCUUGUCAGCUAAGCCUGUUUGGACCCUUGAUUUACCUUCCGAUGAAAAAGUGGUCGCUGUUGGUGAACGUCAGCCAUAUGAAAAAGUUGCUCUUCUUGGCCGUGUCCUUGGUAACCGCAAUGUCAUGUACAAGUAUCUCAACCCCCAUAUGUUUGCUGUCCUAUCAACAAAUCCAGUCCAAGGGACAUUGGCCGUACGUCUUGUCGAUGGCGUUAAAGGCACUAUCUUGUACGAAACGUUGCAUCGUAAGGUGGAUGCUAUCAAUCAUGCUGUACAAGUGGUGCAAGCGGAGCAUUGGGUCAUUUAUCACUUUUGGAGUACGGAUGCUAAAACAAGAGGAUAUCAAGCUGUGGUAUUGGAGCUUUACGAAGGCGAAUGGGAGAAUGAACGUGUUGUUGGCACCAACUUUUCGUCUUAUGACAACAUUCGUCCCAAUGUUCAGUCAUCAGCAUUCAUGUUCCCGUACGCUGUGCAAUCGAUUGGUGUUACUACUACACGAGGCGGCGUUUCCACACGCGAAAUCUUGUUUGGCCUCUCGAGCAAUCAGAUCUUUGGCGUUAACAAGGGCUUUUUUGAUCCUCGACGACCACGUGACAAACCUACCAAGGAAGAACAAGAAGAGGGAUUGAUUCCUUAUGCACCCAUUCCAGAUGAACGACAAAUGUUCCUCACCUAUAAUCGCGAGGUAUUCGGUAUCAAGCGGAUCUUGACUUCGCCUGCUUUGCUGGAAUCGACAUCACUCGUCUUUGCAUAUGGUCUUGAUACAUUCUUUACGCAAUCUUCUCCAAGUCGCCAAUUUGAUGUGCUGAGCGAAGACUUUUCCAAAUCUCAGCUUGUUCUUACCAUGGUGGGCCUUGUCGUGGCUAUUGCUAUUGCUAGACCAAUUGUGCGACGGAAACGUGUGAAUGCAUUAUGGCAGUAA